AUGAGCAAUGAUGUCGAUCCCAAACAGACUGCCGCAACCUUACAGAUGGCAGCUUACAUGGAAUCCACAGGCGACUACAAAAACGCGCUGGACUUUUACCGAAAAGCACUUUCCAUGCUCUUCCAGACGGUCGGCCAGAAACAUCCAACCGUGGCCGAAACCUAUGAAAAAGUUGCAACCAUACUCGAGAAGGUGGGAAACAAGGAGGGUGAGAAAACAGCAAGGAAGAAAGCGAGCGAUAUAUAUCAAGAACUCUUCACUGUACUCUUCAAGCAAGGGAAGACGGAUGAAGCCUAUCAAAUGUACAACAAGUCCAAAGGAAUCAACUUGGAACCAUCCUUGCUGAAACGAUCGUCACUGACGAGCUCCAGAACCAUCUUCAGCUCAGCAAGUAGUCGGUCUUCUGAGCUUCGAGCUGAAACUAUUAGCUUCCUCGAUACGUUGCGAGGAUACUUGGAUUGUCGACAACAAAUGGACGCAAAGUACCAAGAAGUGGACGAGGAUAAUCGCUUGGCAAACUUUAAACUCAAAACGGAUUCCGGGGGGAUACAAUUGCCUGACAAGGAAGACCAAUAUAAGGAAGUUUAUCAGCAACAGUCAGUUCACGGAGUAGCUGUCAAGACAAUUGAUGAGCUCUACGCCGCGGCAGAGGUAGCUCAACCAAUAUAUGAGAAGACAAUCAAACGAUUGAUAUCCAAGGUUUGCGACGAUUGCGGGACAAGUCUCAACAAAGUUGGAAUGCGCUUUGCUGAUUUGAAGCAACAAGAACGUGCUCUAGAAAAAGCUGAAGAUGAUUAUGGUAGAAGGCGUCCUGGACCUGCGGUGUCUUGGUUAUAUGAUAUCGUCCGAGGAAGCGUGGAGUUUCGAUCUGCCAAAGAAAUCGAGCGAUUUGUCCACAAUCUGCGCAAGAAGAAAACUAUUCAUAUUGUAAAGGCGAAGAAUCGUUUUGAGAGACCUAGUCUGACUGGAUACCGCGAUAUGUGUAUACAUAUUCAGCUUGAUACGAAGAAGGGUUUCCAUCACAUCUGCGAGGUGCAGCUUCACCACAAAGAGAUGAUUGAGCUUGAAAAGGAGAUUGGAUCUCAUGAGUUCUACGAGUUCUUUCGAUCAUACUUUGCUGGCGCGACGGGAAGUCUAAGGGAACGUCUGGACGACUUGCAGUUGAUCAGUGAAGGUAGAUUUGUUGACGACUCGUUCCUGGCCAACUUGCUCGCAGAGUGUCGGGACGUGGAUCGUCUCGAAAGAUUGGGGAAAUUAUUCGCAAAGCAGCUGUGCGAGUACGACAAUGCAAUUCAAAUCUAUCAAAGAAUAGCACAAUUGGAGUCCUCGCGGCUUGGUUCUAAGCAUCCGAUGAUGGCAGGCAUCUACAGCACUAUCGCCGAUAUAUUACAAGAGAAAGGAAGUAUGAAUGAAGCUCUUGUCAUGUAUGAGGAGUCCAUACAGCUUUUCGCCAGUUCCAUCGGAGUGACACAUCCUGCAAUAGCAGCAAUGUACAAUAAUUGUGCAGGUGUCCUGGAACAAGUCGAUAGGUAUGAUGAGGCAUAUGAAAUGUACAAAAAGGCAUCCACUAUAUUCCAAGAGCGACUUGGAGAAAAGCAUCCAUCUUUAGCCAGGAUCUACCAUAACAUGUCCGGUAUCCUGCAAGAUCAGGGCAAAAUAGAUGCGGCCAUGGACCUUCUUCAGAAAUCAUUGAAUAUCAAAUUGGAGGCAUUCGAUGACACCCAUGAAUCAGUUGCAAAUUCUUACGAUAGCAUCGGUCAUGUCCUUGUGCGUCAAGAUAAAUUGGAGGAGGCAACGGAACACUAUGAAAAAGCUCUUGAGAUAUUCAGGCGAACUGUUGGACCAGCGCAUUCGUUUGUCGCGACGGUGUCCCAUAACAAGGGCGAGCUCUUGCAUCGGCAGGGAAAACUAGACGAAGCGUUGGAAAUGUUCAACACGGCAUUACAAAUUAAGACAAAAAAUUACGGAGAGGAGAGCUCUGCUGUCGCCGGCACCUACGAUUCGAAGGCGUCAACUCUCGUGGACAAUAAUAUGCACGAUGAUGCUAUAGACUUGUGCAACCGAGCCUUGGCCAUCAAGAAGAAUACUGUCGGUGAAAAUCAUUCAUCCAUUGCCCACAUCUACAUUACUCUUGGAAACAUACUGUUAUCACAGGGCAAGUUCGAGGGAGCGAUGGACAUGCAAUCGAAAGCCUUUAGAAUUGUUACGAAAGUCUUCGGUAACGAACAUUAUUCAAUCGUCGAUAUAUACAGCAAUAUGGUUAUGAUUCUGAUCGAGCGAGAGAAUCUUGAAGAAGCAAUAUCAAAAGCACAACAAGGGCUUAGUCUUGCAACGAAGCUUUUCGGUGGAGACAAUACAGAAACGGCCUCGGCUCAGAGCAAUCUUGGUGAUGUACAAAGAAGCCAAGGGAAGGCCCAAUCAGCGAUGGAAGCAUACGAAGAGGCAAUGCGAAUCGACAAACGCGUUUUUGGCGAUAAUCAUAUUCGUGUUUCGAUCGGAUACCGAAAAAUCGCAAACGCUUUGGUGGAUCUAGGGGAUAAGAAACGAGCUAUCAAAAACUUCAAUCGCUCAUUGGAUUGGCACGAGACGAGGUCUGGAGACUAUGCAUACUCCCACGUCGAUGUACUAUAUGAUAUUGGCCGGCUGCAUGUGCAUCUCAAAAAGUUUGAUAAAGCAAUGGAUUAUUUCCAACGCGCCUUCGACAUUUGUGUCGAAGCUGAAUGCGAGGAUCACUACAUUGCUGCGAAAGUACUCGCGGGGAUUGCAUGGGCACAGAAAAGUGAGGGAGCCGAUUUGGAUAAAUCAAUGAAUUCAUAUCGAACGGCAGAAGACAUUCUCAAAGCCACUAUUGGAGACGAUCACAUCGUCCUCGGAAUUGUCUAUAAUGGCAUCGGGGAAGUACUGGCAUGUCAAGGGCAAUUUGAGACUAUCUGA
Cylindrotheca closterium is the source of this 2934-nucleotide messenger RNA. NCBI's taxonomy places the organism in Eukaryota, Bacillariophyta, Bacillariophyceae, Bacillariales, Bacillariaceae. The record is from the annotation of a GenBank genome assembly.